Messenger RNA from Candidozyma auris, 639 nucleotides. RefSeq lists its product as uncharacterized. Gene Ontology annotation, cellular component: transcription factor TFIID complex; SAGA complex; nucleus. NCBI's taxonomy places the organism in Eukaryota, Fungi, Ascomycota, Pichiomycetes, Serinales, Metschnikowiaceae. The transcript has a single exon. Gene Ontology annotation, molecular function: promoter-specific chromatin binding; RNA polymerase II general transcription initiation factor activity. Gene Ontology annotation, biological process: transcription initiation at RNA polymerase II promoter. The record is from RefSeq and is a predicted model, not a curated record. The coding region runs from base 1 to 639 and encodes 212 amino acids.
AUGACGAAAGAAUCAGGUCUAAAUAGUGAUGAAAUCGAAGCUAGAGAUGAGGAUUUAGACGAAGAGUUCAACGAUGUCGACAUGGCAUCUUCGUCGCAAGGUGACGAGAGAGCCAAAACCUCUGAUGCUCCGCAGGUGGAAACUUCUCUCCCCAGCGGUUCCUCGCACGAUCUUCCUAAUCUCACAAGAAAGGAUAAAACCUUACAAGAAAUGCUUGAAUUAAUGACAGGCGAUUUUCUGCCUAUCAUACCGGACGGAGUAACAGAUUACUACCUAGCGAGAAAUGGCUUUGAGACUACAGACAUCAGAGUCAAGAGGUUACUUGCACUCGCUACCCAAAAGUUUGUUUCAGACAUAGCUCAAGAUGCCUAUGAAUACUCUAGGAUCAGAAGCUCAUCAGCUGUUUACAACUCUUCCAACCCGCAAGUAAGAGCCAAACAGCUUCUACAAGGACAACAAUUUGCAAAUCAGCAGAAUAGUGCCGCUAGUGGUAACGUUGAGAAUACUGAGCAGCUGCAGCCUCAGCUGCACUUUAAUGCUGGGCAUCAGCAGGGAAAAAUCGUGCUCACAAUGGAGGACUUGAGCAAUGCUUUAAACGAAUAUGGCGUCAACACGUCAAAGCCUGAUUUUUAUCGCUGA